Trichechus manatus latirostris (Florida manatee) is the source of this 2247-nucleotide messenger RNA. RefSeq names its product cysteine-rich secretory protein 3-like. The transcript has 8 exons. NCBI's taxonomy places the organism in Eukaryota, Metazoa, Chordata, Mammalia, Sirenia, Trichechidae. The record is from RefSeq and is a predicted model, not a curated record. Gene Ontology annotation, cellular component: extracellular region. Bases 51 to 785 code for a protein of 244 amino acids.
CACCCUAAUUUGUAAUCAUACGACCUUGGGAGUUGAGGAGGAUUAGAGCAAUGACUUCUUUCUCAGAGAUGGUGUCUCUGGCGGCUGUGCUGCUUUCAUCCUUCCCUGCAAAUGGACAGGAUCCAGAUUUUGCUUAUUUGUCAACCCAACUAACCCAAGUCCAAAUGGAGAUUGUAAAUAAACACAACGAACUAAGGACAGGAGUCUCUCCAGAAGCCAGCGACAUGCUGAAGAUGGAAUGGGACAAUGAAGCAGCAGCAAAUGCCCAAAACUGGGCAGACAAGUGCAUUUAUAAACACAGUGACCCACAGAAACGAAGAACCAAUGUGAGCUGUGGUGAGAAUCUCUUUAUGUCAAGUGCCCCUACUUCAUGGUCAAGUGGAAUCCAAAACUGGUAUGAUGAGGAGCGUGAUUUUGUCUAUGGUGUAGGACCAAAGAGUCCCAAUGCAGUUGUUGGACAUUAUACUCAGGUUGUUUGGUCCACAUCUUUCCGUGUUGGAUGUGGAAUUGGAUACUGUCCUGAUCAAAGCACAUUCAAAUACUACUAUGUUUGUCACUAUUGUCCUGCCGGUAAUUAUAUAAAUAGACUGUAUACCCCUUACAAAAAAGGACCACGCUGUUCCAGUUGCCCUGAUUACUGUGACAAUGGACUAUGCACCAAUGGUUGUGGUUAUGAAGAUGUCUAUAGUAACUGUGAAACUCUGAAGAAGAUGUUCACCUGUGCAAAUGAAUGGGUCAGAAACAGUUGCAAGGCCUCCUGCAACUGUGAGGGCAAAAUUCAUUAAAUACCUGAUAUAUACCGGGCAAGGCUAAGUGGAAAAGGGCUACCUCGUCUACUUAGAUUUGACGUGUACUAGCAGGGAAACUGUAGGCAAGUUAGUUACAAAUCUGAUUCUAAACAAUAAUGGAUCUUUUUCUCUUGUAUUUGCUAUUUUACUUUACAGAAAUCUCCCACAUACAAAGCAUUUUAAAAAAGUUACAUUAAGUUACAGUGACAUCUUUGGAUUUUGAUAUAAAUUUAAUGCUUUAAAUUUAAUGAUUUGGAUCAAGUUCAUUAUUCUGCAAGUUGUUUUUCUUUAUGACUGUGGUCACUAAACUCUGAAUUAGAACUGAGAAUCAUGUUCCUGAAGCAAAAUUUAUAAAAAUAACAGACCGUAAUAGCAUUAUCACAUGAAUCCUGGAUUACAGUCCUCUUUCCAAUUUAUACUUUAUAGCUAAACCUCUUCAAAGCAGCAUUCACAUAUGCUGUCUUUAAUUCCUUUUGUCUCAUUUAUCUUUCUUCCCAUUCAUCUGGCUCCCACCUUUGCAACUGAAUUGACUCUGUUCUUCCUAACAUAACAUUGACCUUCAUUUUGCCAAAAGCAGUGUAGACUUUUGAUUCUUCACCUGCAUAAAUUUUACGGCAGAAUAUGGCAACACCUUCUUUUUAAACCUCUCUCUAAACAAAAUCUUCUUUAAAGAAGAACUACAGAUAUGUGUGAAUACUCUUCCCCCAAGGAAUAGAACUUAGUCCCUCCGCCCCCUUUGAGUGUGGGCUGGUCUUGGUGACUCAUUUCUACACAGUAGAGUAUGGAAAGGGAACAAUAGUAACUUUACAGUGGAGAAAUCUGCAAAAGCCACCUUAAACAAGUGAUCAAGGCUAACAUCACCAAUGAUAAAUCAUGUGGAUUCUUGUACAUCCUGAUGUGAUUUGAUUAGAAGGGCAUUUAACCUCUGUAGUAUUCUUUCUAAAAACUUAGAACCCCAAACUAACCAUGAGGUAGAAUACCAGACAAACUCAAAUUGACAUUCCUGACCAGUACUGCUCAAAACUGUGAAAAUCAUGAAAAACAAGGAAAUUCUGAAAAACUGUCACAGACCAGAGGAGACUAAGGAGACACGAUAAUUGAAUGUAGUGUGGUAUCCGGGAUUGCAUCCUGGAACAGAAAAAGAUCAUUAGUAGAAAAAUUGGUGAAAUGUGAAAGGUCUGAAAUUUUGUCAAUAGCAAUGUUGAUCUUGGUUUUGAAAAAUGUACCAUGGUAAUAUAAGAUGAUAACAUUCGGGUAAAUUGAAACUGGGUGAGGAGAAUGUAGGAACUCUCUCUACUAUCUUUGCAAAUUUUCUGUAAAUCGAAAAAUACUCCAAAAUUAAAAGUAUAUUUCAAAAAAAUAAAACUUUGUUUCUUGGCUUCAUACACUACAUACACUUCCUCUAGAUUAUCUGGUCAUUCUUUCUCACUUUCUUUCCCCACAAACAUCAACUCCUCUA